AUGGAUGAAACGAUCUUAUCAAAAUAAAACAACUAUCCUGGUUGUUAUAUUAAGUAAGAUUUAAAGGAGGCUGAUGAAGAACACCGAAAUCAUAAAGAGUUAAAAGACAAGAAAUACGGCUUUUAUUUUUUAUUGUUUUAAGGAUUAGUUUAUACAAUUACAAUCAUCAGUUUUGGAUUUGGGAAUCCAGAUCAAUUAGGCAAGCCCUAUGAUUCCGAUUAGAAAGUGUGUGGAGUUGAUGUUGGAUUGGAAUAAUACAAAUUUAUAUACUUUACAAAUCCAUCAGAUUAGAAGCAUUUAGGCAGAACAGUGUGCGUUAAGGAAUGUCCAGUUUUGGAAGAAGAUCACAACGAAGAUGAAUCAUUGGCUUUGCAGUGCUAUCCAAACAAUGCUAUAAAUUCAUGCAGAAAUAGACCAUCGAUUGAUGAUCCAAACUACUCAAUGAUUUACUAUGAUUCAGUGCCAUUUAUAGAUGUCUGCCUCCCAAGGAAAUCUAAUUAUUUCCACAAUAUCCAACAUGGAUUAGAUUAAUCAGAGAUUAUUAGCUUUUUAUCAGAUAUGAGUAGCGGAAGAGCUAUUAUACUUGCUUCCCUGGCACUCUGUUUAUUGCUAAAUUAAUUAUUCUACUUUAUGAUGAUCAAACUAUAAAAGACAUCCAUUUGGGUGAUUUCAAUCACAUCAAUAUUUGCUCUAUUUAUAUCAGGGGUGUUAGGUCUGUUUUAUUAUUUAAAACAAUACUAGUACUCUGAGCAAGAGAUAACAACAGCCAAAAUAACAAAGGAAUAAGCAAUAGGUAUGAUUUAAGUGUAGGAAUCCAAUAUAACUAUUAUUCUGAUCUCCAGUGCAUUCUUCCUAUUAUGUGGUGUUUACUUUUUGAUUGAUCUGAUAGUAAAUCGAAAGAGGUACAAGACUAUGGGUGUGAAGAUUUCAAUAGUCAACUAUUUUUUUGAUUUUUCAUCAUCAGGAAUUAGAUAACAGGAAGGCUAAACUUCAAGAUUCAGAGAAAUGUUGAUAUUAUUGAUGGGUAGUGCAGGUUGCUUGUUGGUUUUCUGCGCAUUAUGGAUUUGGAUGGCAACGAAUCUGUUUUCUAUAGGAAAAGCAGUAUAAGGAUAUUACCCCUUUAAUACUUAUUAGUUGAAUUGGACAACUUACCUUAUGGGAUUUAUUCAUAUUUUUGAAUUGGUAGUUGUGACUCUAGCAAUUUUAGGAAGCGAGUAGAUGCUAUUGAUUGGCAAGGUAGUUGAGGUGUACAAACAUAUGGGAAUAUAGAGAUUGAAAAUAGAUUCUCAAGAUCCAGAAUAAUCUUUGAUGGACAUAUUGGAGAUUUAUGCUUUCAAUAACUUUGGUUCCGUAGUGUUUGGAGAGGUAAUCAUCUUUUUAUUGAUGAUUCCAAGACUAUUCAUUAAGAUAUACGUGUGGAUCAGUUUGAAGUAUGACGCUGAGUUCGAAAUACCAUCUUUUUUUUAAUAGAUAUUGUGCAUAAAUGACAGAGCCUAUUUACUGGCUUAUUUAAGAAAUGAUGAAUUCCUAUUGAGUGCUAAAUCUCAAUAUGUUUUUGAUAAAAGGUUGAAAGAAACAACAGAUGUUCAAUAUCAUGGUGAAUAGUUGUCAGUCACUUACUGCUUUGCUGUUGCUAAUCUAUGUGUUUCAUUAACUUACAUCUUAAUCAUCACUACAAGUACGAAGAUAGGAAUUCAUUAGCCAGUUUAUUUUCUUUUGGUUUCAUUCAUUUUUUCUUAUUUCAUAUCUAUGAUGUUUUCAACAGUCUAUGGGGCAACCAUAGAUAAUUUGACUAUUUUGUUAUACAGAGACACCACACCUGAUGGUCAAGAAGUCGGAACAUGCGUAAGAAAUGUAGUAAGAUUGAUGAAAGAAUCAGAAUUAGAUGGCUAGACUCAUUAACAAUAACAAUAACAUGAAGUAUAAGAUUGA
This is a messenger RNA of Paramecium tetraurelia, 1932 nucleotides long. RefSeq lists its product as uncharacterized. Gene Ontology annotation, cellular component: membrane. The transcript has 6 exons. NCBI's taxonomy places the organism in Eukaryota, Ciliophora, Oligohymenophorea, Peniculida, Parameciidae. Gene Ontology annotation, biological process: transmembrane transport. The record is from RefSeq and is a predicted model, not a curated record. Gene Ontology annotation, molecular function: transmembrane transporter activity.